UGGUAAUGGGGCUUCACGCAGACGUUUGAGAUUCUAAGCAGAAGCAGCACAUAUCAAAGUGAACAUCCAGAAACACGAUGUUAUAGCAGAUAUAAGUUGCUGGAUGGCAUCAGAUUCAAGCUAAAAUGUUCCUCAGAUGAAUUACCACUGGACAUUAAGCCUUGAUGCAAGGGGAAAUGUAUCUCAAAAUAUCCCCUUGCCCUUGAAUUAGUGAAAAGCCAUUUCACUUUCUUAAGUACAUAUAUAUCUUUUGCAUUUUAAGUAUCUAUAACUUGGCUGAUCUAAUGAAACCAGUGUGUUCUCUGGAGGGUUUUCUCCAGGAGAACAUUGUCUAUUUAAAAAGCAAAGAUGGACGUGUUUCAUUCUGCAAUAUUCUAAAUCUGAGCUUAUCUUCGGAUCAUGACCAGUCUGAAAAGGUCCCAGACUGAGAGGUCUGUUGCUAGCGGGACUCUGUCGUCAGUGCCAGAUGGACCACAAAAGGCUCGUUCAGAUGAUUUUUAUAUGAGACGUUUCAGAUCACAGAAUGGUAGUUUAGGUUCUUCUGCCAUGUCUCCGGUUGGACCACCCCGCAGUGAAAGCUCCCACCACAUAUCUUCAACACCAGGUGUUCCUAAGAUGGGAGUUAGAGCACGAAUUGCAGACUGGCCUCCAAGAAAAGAGAAUGUUAAGGAGAUGAGCAGAGCUAGCCAAGAUAUGGAAACAAGCAGUUUAGACGCAGUGUCUGUUAAGAGCAGUCCUAGUAGUCAAGUGAGUACAUCUAGUAUGAACUCUAGUGAUUCUGCUAUGUUAAAAAGCAUUCAGAACACUCUGAAAAACAAAACAAGGCAGGCAGAAAGUCUAAAUUCUAGGUUUCUGUCCCCUGAAGGGUACUCCAGUUCCAGCUCCCCAAGAAAAGUUCAUCGCAGAAUAAGACAACGGAGUAACAGUGACAUCACCAUUAGUGAGUUUGAUAUGGACAAUUUUGAAGAGUGCAUGUCACCUACUUUUAAAACAGGGCCAUCGCUCCACAGAGAAUAUGGAAGCACAUCGUCAAUAGACAAGCAAGGAACAUCCAGUGAAAGUUUUUUUGAUAUUAUUAAAGGAUAUAGAAAUGAGAGAGCUGACCAUCGUGGACAUGGCCCAUGCAAAUUGAGUGAACUACUACUGAGCAGUGGAAAUAGAGGAUCUGGGUUCUCCCUGGACGUUAUUGAUGGGCAGAGAGAUGGGCACAGGGCUUUUAAAGACCGGGACAAGCCGCUGAAAAGACGAUCUAAGUCAGAAACUGGAGAUUCUUCCAUUUUUCGCAAGCUUAGAAAUGCAAGAGCUGAAGGUGAGCUUGGAAAGGCUUUAGACAUUGAGGACAGUCGUUCUGAAGAUAGCCUCAAGCCAUGGACGUGCCCUAAAUGUUUUGCUCAUUAUGAUGUUCAAAGUGUUUUGUUUGAUUUAAAUGAAGUUGUAAUAAACAGGCAUAAUGUCAUCAAACGGCGAAACACCACCACAGGGGCUUCCGCCGCUGCUGCAGCCUCUCUGGCUGCAGGACCAUUGUCUCAUUCCUCCAGUUUUAAUUCUCCAACUGGUAGCACAGAAGAUUUAAAUACAAAGGAGAACGCUAAUGUUGACCAAGGGGAUGACAAAAGCAACGACUUAGUAAUGAGCUGUCCCUAUUUCCGCAAUGAAACAGGAGGAGAAGGUGAAAAGAAGGUCAGCCUGACAAAGUCAAACUCUGGCUCAUUUUCUGGGUGUGAAAAUUCUUCUUUUGAAUCAACUAUGAGUUCACACUGUGCAAAUGCAGGACUGGCAGUCCUUGAGGUCCCGAAGGAAAAUCUGGUUCUACACAUUGACAGAGCUAAGAGAUACAUUGUAGAACACAUAGACCUUGGAGCAUACUAUUUUCGCAAGUAUUUCUAUCAAAAAGAGCACUGGAACUAUUUUGGCUCAGAUGAGAAUCUCGGUCCUGUAGCUGUAAGCAUUCGGAGAGAAAAACUGGAAGAUGCUAAAGAAACUGGUCCCCAGUAUAAUUAUCGAAUGAUUUUCAGAACUAGUGAGCUCAUGACGUUACGUGGCUCGGUGCUUGAAGAUGCUAUUCCAUCAACUGCCAAACAUGGUACAGCAAGAGGUUUGCCUCUUAAAGAAGUACUUGACCACAUUGUCCCUGAGCUGAAUGUGCAAUGUCUCCGGCUGGCCUUCAACACUCCAAAAGUUACAGAGCAACUCCUAAAACUUGAUGAACAAGGGCUAAGCUACCAGCUGAAGGUUGGCAUCAUGUACUGCAAAGCAGGUCAGAGUACAGAAGAAGAAAUGUACAACAAUGAGUCAGCAGGGCCAGCCUUCGAAGAAUUCCUUCAGCUCUUGGGAGAAAGGGUGCGACUUAAAGGGUUUGAAAAGUACAGAGCUCAGCUGGAUACCAAAACCGACUCCACUGGUAACCACUCUUUAUAUACUACAUACAAGGAUUACGAAAUAAUGUUUCAUGUGUCUACAAUGCUGCCAUACACACCAAACAACAAGCAACAGCUGUUGAGAAAGCGUCACAUUGGAAACGAUAUUGUGACAAUAGUGUUUCAAGAGCCUGGAGCCCAGCCGUUCAGUCCCAAGAACAUCCGCUCUCAUUUCCAGCAUGUUUUUGUGGUCGUAAGAGCGUACAACCCAUGCACGGACUCUGUCUGUUACAGCGUUGCUGUUACACGGUCAAGAGAUGUACCUGCCUUUGGCCCACCAAUCCCCAAAAGCUUUACUUUUCCGAAAUCCAGUGUGUUCAGGGACUUCCUUUUAGCUAAAAUCAUAAAUGCAGAGAAUGCAGCUCACAAGUCUGAAAAGUUCUUAGCAAUGGCAACGAGGACCCACCAAGAGUACCUAAAAGACCUUGCAGAAAAAAAUGUCACCAACACCUCCAUUGACUCAUCUGGAAAGUUCCCCUUCAUCUCUCUGGCCUCAAAGAAAAAGGAAAAGGCAAAGCCAUACUCAUGGGCUGAGCUGUACAGCACAGGAGCAAUUGUUUGGGGUGUACAAGUUGAAGACUUUAGUAAUGCCCUGGAGGUUGAUUGUCUUUUGUGCAUUUCAAAUGAAAUACUGGCCCUAAUUGAUCAAGAAACAAAAAGUGUUAUCUUCAACUGUUCAAGCCGUGAUGUUAUAGGAUGGACGUCCAGCAACACAACUAUUAAAAUGUUCUAUGAACGAGGGGAUAGUGUGUUCAUAAGAAGUUAUAGCCAAAACACAGAUGAUAUAAAGGAGGUUGUCAAGAGACUAGAAAUAAUAACUAAAGGUUGUGAGACGGUGGAAAUGACACUGAGAAGGAAUGGACUUGGACAGCUUGGCUUCCAUGUAAAUUAUGAAGGAAUAGUCGCAGAGGUAGAGCCCUACGGAUAUGCUUGGCAGGCUGGUUUAAGACAAGGAAGCCGUCUGGUUGAAAUCUGCAAGGUUGCUGUUGCUACACUGAGCCACGAACAGAUGAUUGACCUUCUUAGAACAUCAGUGACAGUUAAAGUUGUCAUCAUCCCACCACAUGAUGAUGGAAUCCCACGCAGAGGUUGCACAGAGACGUACCGCAUGCCAACAGUGGAAUACAAAGUAACAGAGGGGAUCCCAUAUGAGUUAAAAUUCCCUUUCAGGAACAACAACAAGUGGCAAAGAAAUGCAGCCAAGGGGGAGGCUGCUGGGCUGCGACAAGUUCCUUCUCAGCUGCAGAGCCCUGUAUCAUCAAGGGUCUCCUCUAUUAAAGGCGAUUCGAAAAUACAGACACCCGAACGCUCUGCAAACAUUCCACGGAGUAUUUCCAGUGAUGGACGUCCUCUGGAGAACAAAAGGCUGUCUCCCAGUUCAGAGAUUUAUGUCUCUGUGUCAUCUGUGGCUCUUGGACGAUCUCAGCAAAGUCGUAGCUCUCCCAGCAGUCUUUCCACCUCCAGUGAUACCGGCUCCAGUGGAGGCUCCCAGCGCAGGCAGAAAUCCAUGCCAGAAGGGUUUGGAGUUGGUCGUAGAUCACCAGCUUCCAUCGACAGGCAAAACACCCAGACCGAUUUGUUGGGUGGUGGAAAGUCGACUCCGAACUGGCAGAGGAGUGAGGACAAUGUUGUUGAUCAAAUAGAGCCAACAUGUCACCUGCCUGCAGUGUCUAAGGUACAUCCAUCAUACAGAGACAGCCCGACAGGAAGACUGAUCCGUCAAGAUCCUGUUCUACAUCUUUCGCCUCACAAACAGGGACAGACCGACAGCCAUUACUCCAGUCACUCCAGCACCAAUACUCUUUCUAGCAAUGCGUCCAGCGCUCAUAGUGAAGAAAAGUGGUAUGACAGUGGUGAGCGGCUUGACUCGGACAGCUACGGCUACAUACAAGGGACUUCCGCUGAUAGUGGCAUUGACACCACCUCGUAUAGCAACAAUCAUGUCAACUCUAAUCUUCCUGGGGCUUCUGCCACCUCCCCGCGUUCUGGUCAUCCCAAGGAAAAAGUGGCGCCUCUGUGGCACAGCGUCAGUGAUGUGGGAUUGAUCUCUGAUAGGACUUGUGACAAAGACUCUCAAGCUGUGGAUGGAAUAAGAGAAUCUCCUGUCACUAUGGAGAAUCACACUAAAGUCCCAAUAGGCACCAAGCCUUUAACCAGAGAAAACAGCGCCUACAGCCUCAGUGAUGCUGCAUCUCAUACCAGCACCAUGAGCUCUCGGCACUCGGCAAGUCCCGUUGUUUUCACUAGUGCCAGAAGUUCACCUAAGGAAGAGUCUCACUCUGCCACUUCCCCACAGCUCGCACCUUCUUUCUCCUCUUCCUCCACCUCCCCUUCUGGUCCUAGGACUUUCUACCCUCGCCAGGGGGCUACCAGCAAGUACCUGAUUGGAUGGAAAAAACCUGAAGGGACUAUAAACUCUGUGGGCUUUAUGGAUUCAAGAAAACGACACCAGAUUGAUUGUGUGGAGAUGCCACCCACCAGGCUGCGUGCAUCAAUCAGAGACCUGCAGGCAUCCCCGAAGAGGGUGUCUACAGUUCAAGAGGACCUUAAGAAGCUAAUUGACUUGGAGAAUUCACCUACAGGAUCAGAAAAGUCAUUCAAGUCAUCUUUUCCUACAACUCCAACUACCAAGCGGUCUUUGCACAGAACACUUUCUGAUGAGAGCAUUUACAGCAGCCAGCGAGAGAUGGUAUUCAUCAAUGCACGCACAUCACUCCUGGACCAGGCGCUGCCCAAUGAUGUCCUCUUCAGUAGCACCUACCCAUCUCUGAAUAAGUCUCUGCAAAUGCGCAGACCAUCAUAUACUCUUGGUGAAUUUUCUGCCUCUGAUACCUCCCUCACAGACAUUCAUGAUCAAAGAAGGCAGCCUAUGUCUGACCCUGGACUAAUGCCCUUGCCAGCUGUUGCAUCUGACCUAGAGUGGUCAAACUUGGUGGAUGCUGCCAAAGCCUUUGAAGAUCAGAGAGCUUCCUUCUUUUCAUCUACAGAAGAUGAAGACCGACCAGGAAGUUCGGCUUCAGUUGUUGAUCAGUUGGAAGGUCAGGCGAGUUCUCAGUCCAGCCCUUACUAUGGAAAAGAGUCUCCUACUUCGCUAACCACAAAGGUUGAACAGCUGGAAAGCAUGCUGAAAAUGCUGCAGUAUGACCUACAAAAGGAGAAAGAAGACAAAGCAAAUCUCCAAGCAGAAGUGCAACUCCUGCGAGAAGACAACCUGCGAUUACAGGAGGAAUCACAGAAUGCCUCUGCCAAGCUGAAGAAGUUCACAGAAUGGGUGUUUAACACUAUAGAUAUGAGCUAAGGGACAGCAUAGACUGCAGAACAAUAGACCCCUGGUCUCCAGUUGUACGCCAUUCGACUUUAGCUUUAACUGCACCUGGAUCCAAAUGUACAGAUGACUAAAAGUCACAAUUCUCCUCAUUGUUUCCCUCUUUUUAACUGCCUGCACGGUUUCAGCAAAGUAUCUCUAAAAUCCACUGCCUAAAUCUCGGCAAUAACAAGAAACCUUAGUAGUCACUUCUGAAAUGUGAAUAUUUCUAUUGAAAAUAUUGUAUAGUUUAAAAUGAAAAUGUUUGCCAAACGUGGUCACUAUUUGGGCAGUGAUCCCUAGUGCCAUAGUAUUGACUUCACUGUAGAUUGUAAAAGUUCUAUCACAUGGAAUUAUUUUCAGAUGCAAAAUUAGGCAAGAAAACCAACGUAAAGCCAUCAAAUUACUGUACAGUACAGCUUCUACCAUGUGCUGUGUUUAUCAAACAAGAAGUGGAGUUUUCUUUGCUUGUCUGUGUGU
This is a messenger RNA of Nanorana parkeri, 6201 nucleotides long. RefSeq names its product signal induced proliferation associated 1 like 1 (gene SIPA1L1). Gene Ontology annotation, biological process: regulation of small GTPase mediated signal transduction; activation of GTPase activity. The coding region runs from base 400 to 5715 and encodes 1771 amino acids. NCBI's taxonomy places the organism in Eukaryota, Metazoa, Chordata, Amphibia, Anura, Dicroglossidae. The record is from RefSeq and is a predicted model, not a curated record. Gene Ontology annotation, cellular component: cytoplasm. The transcript has 21 exons. Gene Ontology annotation, molecular function: protein binding; GTPase activator activity.